AUGCAGAUCAGGAAAGAAGCCCUACUCAACAGCAGCAAGAUGAGCGAGCCUCCGGUAAUUGAAGUGCGUAAUUCGCAAGAACAGAAAUCCGCUAUUACAGAUAUAGCUGAGCCCAAGCCGACCUUAUCGAAGAAACCAGACUCCCCGUACGCAAAGAUCCCAGAUGCACAAAGUCCCAAUGCUACUCACCCGAAUGCGACAGUGCAAGAAUUCGAUCGGGGCUCAGACGGCUUCAAUGCGUCGAUUAUUGGCAACAUAGAAUUAUUGAUGGAAGUCAUCUAUCCGCAAGCUCUGACGACAGCAGUUGCCGCUCGCCUCUCAAAUGCCUUCAUGGUCGGCAUGAUCAUUGGCCUGCUGUCAUUUGGCUACAUCUGGGACAAGCUAGGUCGCAAAACAGGCGCUGUGCUUACCACCACGAUUCUGGUCCUCGGCAUCGCUCUCAGUGCAGGCGCCAGUGGCCUCACUGACGACGGCAUGUUUUGGAUGUUGAUCAUUGCUAGAGGCAUUGCAGGCGUCGGUUCAGGAGGAGAGUAUCUAGUCGCUGGCGCUGGGGCUGCAGAAGCAACUGACGAAGCUCCGGCUGUUCGCAAGCGUAGAGGCUUCAUUUUUGCUAUGAUUGGGGAUCUUUCAGCAUCUCUGGUAUUUGCUUUUGGCGCACUUGUGCCAUUGAUCCUACUACUGUGCUUUCACCAACAAGGGAGACACUAUGAGGCCGUGUGGCGGGUCUCCCUCGCAAUGGGUGCGAUCGCGCCUCUUUCAAUCUUUUGGUUUCGCUACCAGAUGGUCGUGAGCUCUGCAUAUCGAAAGAGCUCAAUGAAGAAGCAGCCAAUACCGUAUUUGCUCGCCGUCAAAAAAUACUGGAGGUCAUUGCUCGGAGUGUGCGGUUCAUCAUCAAGGCAGAUAUCUCGGGCUGAUCAAAAUUGGCCCAUUAGCUACAACUACAUCUCCUAUCCCUUUGGGCUCUUUUCUUCAACUAUUGUGGGCAGAGUGAACCCUUCAUCGUCUCUUGCCCUCACUAUGGCGUGGGGGACAUUGAUCAAUUGCAUCUAUAUCCCGGGAGCAUUUAUUGGCGGUCUGUUGUCCGAUCGCAUUGGUCGUAGGCGCACCAUGGCACUUGGCUUCUCCCUGCAAGCCAUUCUUGGUUUCAUUCUGGGUGGCGCCCUGGGGCCAAUUCAAACCAAGCUGCCUCUAUUCAUUGUCCUGGAUGGAAUCUGUCUUACUCUUGCCAGCGAGAGCUUCCCCACGGCUCUGCGUGGCCACGGAGUUGGUCUGGCAGCCGCUUGGAGCAAAGCCAGUGCUGCUAUUGGGACGCAGGUAUUCAAGCCUAUUCUAGCCAGCUGGGGGGAUGAUGAGCUCCACGGUACCCAGACAGUGUUCCUGGUUGGAUCUGGAUUUGCCGUUUUGGGGUCUCUUCUUGCAUGGUUUGUGCUCGAGGAUAGUGAUCGGUUCCUGGAUCAUGGCGACCAGGAUUGGAAGGACUACCUAACAGCCAACGGAUAUACGAACAUUGAGUGGGGUAUCCAGGAUGGGCCACCCAUGGUUGAUAACAAGGCCAUUGAAUAA
Penicillium subrubescens is the source of this 1563-nucleotide messenger RNA. RefSeq lists its product as uncharacterized. Lineage: Eukaryota; Fungi; Ascomycota; Eurotiomycetes; Eurotiales; Aspergillaceae. The transcript has 4 exons. Gene Ontology annotation, molecular function: carboxylic acid transmembrane transporter activity. Gene Ontology annotation, biological process: carboxylic acid transport; transmembrane transport. Gene Ontology annotation, cellular component: plasma membrane. Bases 1 to 1563 code for a protein of 520 amino acids. The record is from RefSeq and is a predicted model, not a curated record.